Molecule: messenger RNA, 3239 nt
Organism: Westerdykella ornata
Lineage: Eukaryota; Fungi; Ascomycota; Dothideomycetes; Pleosporales; Sporormiaceae
Exons: 3
Coding region: 66-3239 (1057 amino acids)
Biological process (GO): exocytosis; Golgi to plasma membrane transport
Cellular component (GO): exocyst
Source: RefSeq, a predicted model, not a curated record
CACCAAACGCGGCGUUGGAGAUCCCCAGAACCUCGACGCGCCUGUGUAGGCGGCAAGCCGCCACGAUGGAAUCCGUGGAGACGAAGCUGCUGAACAAAUACAACAUACCCUCCCUAUUUCCCGCUCAAUGGCCUGCGGAGAAGGACGUCGAUUCUGAUGAUGAGGAGGGAGAUGUCUCAACCGAGACCACGACGCUGCCUAUGCGCCGCGCCUCCAGAUCGCGAUUCUCCGUGCUGGAAAGCACAAGUAGCUAUCAGCGGAAGCUCCCGGGUGCGGAGAAGUCGAGGGAUGGCGUUGAGAAUCUGGUGCAGAAGGACGAGAGCGAUCCGCUGGGAACCUACCCCAGUGUUGUCCAGGUCUUGCGACAGAAGGGGCUGCCUGUGGAGGAUGAUAUACGGUUGAGGAACCGCUUCCUCCUGAGCUCGACCACCUUCUCCCCCUCUCUCUUCCUCUCGCAGGUCCACCGUGAUGCCUCGACCGACUCUCUCCUCUCCGGCCUCGACUUCCUUUCCCGCUCCAUUGAGAAGAAAUCCGCGUCCCUCAAAGUCCUGGUGGAAUCAAACUUCGAGCGCUUCGUCUCCGCCAAAGCGACGAUCGACCGAGUGUACAAUGAGAUGCGGCAGGUGGGCAAGGAGCCAGAAUCUCCACCACCACGGCGGCAUACCCGCGGCCCUAGCCGCUCGAGCUUUUCUUCAAGGAAAGCGAGUUCGUCUGGGGUUAGCGGACCGGCGACUUUGGAGCCUGCGCCGAGCGAGAGGAAGAGGAAGAAUGCUCUGGUAAAAGAGAGCGAAUACGGUGUCCAUGGUAUCAAGGUGCCGCUUACCGAAGUCGCCGCCAAAGCCGAAGAAGUAUGGGGCCCGGCGAUAAACAGUCGCGAAAAAGAAGAGACCUUGCAGGCUAUACUAGCGUCUGUUGAUAAGCACCGCGGGUUGUUUGAAGUGGGUUCUGCGCUGCAGGAUGCGAUUCGACGAAAGGAUCAUGAGAAUAUAGUUGAAGAAUAUGGUCGCGCGCGGAAGUAUGCGGAAGAGGCGAGAUAUAUUGUCACCCAGGCGACGUAUAACCGGUCACCUUUGGCGGAUUCGCAGGUCCAUCAGAUUGUCGUUACCGCGCGCAUGUGGUCUGAUGUUGAAAAUCAGAUUGAAGCGUUCAAGCGAGACUGCUGGAAAAGGCUCACAAGCGCCCAUUUCACGAAACUGCGGUCAGGGUCCGAGGAAGCGAAGUCGGAGCAAUACAUGGAGCUUAUAUCCAUCAUGCUGGAGCUUGGAGUUGAAGACAACCCCAUCUGGGUUUGGCUCUUGUCGCGAUAUGAGUACCUCAAGUCGCGGCUCGUAGCAACCUGUGAACGUUCGAAGGUUGAGAUUGAGAUCUUAAGGAGGCACCUGGGCAAUUCGGAGAAGCCCAAUCUGAGACUGAUUUCACGACAUUUGCGAUCGGUACCAACAAACAACAGCAUCGUCUUAGACCCAAGCAAGCUUGAUACGCCAAAGGUGAUUGAGUUUUGGGAGCAUGUGAACGCUUGUUUGGGUGCUCUUCUUUCGUCGAAUGGCGGGCUUCUUGGGGAACUUGUCGAAUACUGGGAAAUUGCUACAUCAUUCAUCAAUGGCAGAGCGCAACGCGGACUUCCCAUAGGGUUCAACAACCAGUCGUCUGUCCAUCAUAAACUCUCCAGCAGCAAUGUGUCCGAACUUGAACAAGGCGCUGCAGAGCUCGUCAACAUUAUUCGCGAAAACCUUCUCAGUUUCUUCUCAGAUCCUCCUAUCGAGGAUAUCUCGCUUCUUUUCUCUCCGCUGCCUACGACUCCUACACCCACAACUCCACGGUCGCCAAUGAGUGCCGCUCUGACACCAACGACAACCACGCGGUUCCGCUUCGAUCCUAAUAACGUCCCACCUCCGUCACCUCGUCGAGGGGAGACCUGGGAGAAGUAUGCAUUCUGGGCGCCCCAUUCCAAUGCGAUCUCUGGCUCCCACUACCUGUCAAAAACGCUCCUACUCAUCGGAUCUGCUGCCAAUGAGAUGGCUUCUCUACGACUACCGGAGACGAACCCGCAAUCGCGCAUCGACGACGCCAUGAAACUCCUGGUAGGCGUGGUGCGCGAGCGCUGUGUCCAGGCCGUCUGUGCGGCAUGGAACACUGACGCGGAGAAUCUCAAAGUGCUGGAAGAUUGGACUCGUGACAUGGAGCGCAAGGAGAUCACCAUUACCAAUAUGCCAUCGAGGUUCCUGGCCAUACAGACGAUGCUGCUUACCAAUCUGCAGAAGAUCAUGUAUGUGAGUGGUAGUGAAGGGGGUUCUAAAGCGGCGAUUGAUGUCGUGGUGCCGCCCAGUAGCAAAUUGUUGCAGAUGGUGAGGAGUCAGUUUGUCACGAGCUUCUACCGGACGUUGAGUGGUAUGGUGGAGUGUGCGGAGAAGGGCCGCGGGGCGCUUGGAAAGGACUUUGAAGCCAAAGGGGAUGAUUUGACGAUGGAGGAGACUGGAGUAGAGGAUGGUGGCUGGGGCAAGAUGAAUGCCGAGAAACAGUCUACACGCCUCCUCCUCACUCUCUCCAACAUGACAGCCCUCAAUGUCGAAAUCGCACCCCACCUGCUCUCCACCUUCGAAACCCUCUUCUCCGUUGCGCUCCCCGACGAAACCACGCGCAUCAAAGACGUCCUCUCCCAACUCGACACGCAGCUGUUCAAAUCCUACACCAAACCCCACAUCUCGCGCAUGACGUCCACCAUUGAGAAGGGCAUCUUCAGCCCCUCCUGGGCCCCUCCCAGCCCGCGCGGCAAGAGCGUCGCGGACAGAGACCCAAGCCCGUACGUCUUCACCGUGCUCCUGGACCUCGUAGUCGUGCACACCGAAGUCAGCACGACGGCGCCCUCGCUAACGAACCGCAUCCUGCGCUCGCUCUUCGAAUCCACGACCCUGGCCCUCAUCUCGACGUUUGAGCGUCUCGAAUCGUGCAGCCUCGCGGCCCUCAUGCAGGCCACGCUCGACGUCGAGUUCAUGGCGCAGACGCUCAGUUCCUAUACGACGGAGAAGGCGAGCCAGGUCCAGACGGACAUUUAUCAGGUGCUGGAUCGGAAGACGGAUAAUGCGGCGAGGGUGCGGUUGCAGGAGGAGUUGGGCAGUUUGAGGGGCGUGUUGAAGAGGUUGAGGGAGGGGACGAGGGUCGAGUUUAUGUGUUUUAGACGGGUGAAGAGGGGGACUGUGGGGGGUGGGGAGGGCGUUGCGCAGGGGGGUGGGGAGAGGUAG